GCUCAUUAUCACACCACAGCAACAAGUGGCACCAACUGUUUUUAUGGACGUUUUAUAUGAGUGAAGAUAUCAGGAAGUCAACGUCUCAACCAUGAACAAACGAAAACUGAGUUUCAAAUGGUUCGGGAGCCUCACCAACCUUUCCGCCCGCCGCCCGUCAGAGAAGACCAACAUCAAGGCAAUCCCAGAGCAUGAUGGGAGCCUCGAUGGUGCCAAAUCAGCAGCGGGGGAGCAAGCGGUGGAUGACAUGGGGGACUGCCUCCACAGCCCCAGCUACGCCCGCUCCAGCGAGAUGUACACACAUGUGGGCACUGUGCCCCGCAGCCAGAAGUUGAAGAGCUGCAAGGGGCUGAAGGAGAAGAAGAAGAAGAAAGAGGAGGAGGAGGAGGAGAGGGUGAGUGGAGGGCAGAGCCAGUGGAAGGCGGGGGAACAUGUCCGAGACUCCCCUCUGCUCAGUGCCCUGUCCAGCCUCAGUGUGACCAGCCUGGACCGGCCUGUUUCUGCCCGGCCGCUGCCCGCCACCCCGACACUCAGCCGGGCUUCACCUUUGACCUCAGCACCCGAGUCUUGCUUCUGUGAUCCUCCAGCGGACCCCAUUAGGAGCCAGGGGUCUUUUUUACAGAGCAGGGAUGCUUUAGAAUCAGGUAGAGCUAUGGAGCCCUCAAACAUGGCAACUAACGGCCCCAAAGUGGCUCCGUCGCAGGAUGUGUAUGUGCCGAUGGACCCGAUAGCUGAAGCAGCUCGCAGCCACAUGGGCGAGCAAACAGAGAGGCGGCGAGGCGUCACCAGCACACAGGAAACCACAAGGACUGUGAACGGCUCGCAGGAAGUGAAGCGUGUUGACAGUCAGCAGGACCUGACAGACAGCAGCGGGGAAUAUGUGAAGUUCUCCAAAGACAAGUUCUGGUUGGAGCCGGCGACGGAGAAACUGAGGAAGCAGCUGGAGGAGGAGCUGAAGCUGAGCGGCAGCAACCUGAAGAGCCACGCCUGGUACCAUGGACGCAUCCCCUGGGAGGUGUCAGAGAGCCUGGUGGUGAACCACGGAGACUUCCUCAUCAGAGACUCUCAGUCCAGUCAGGGCGACUUUGUCCUCACCAGCCACUGGGAGCAGAAAACACUUCACUUUGUCAUCAGGAGGACGGUGGUUCAGUCCGGUGAGACGUACACUCGGGUACAGUACAGCCUGGAGGGCGAGGCCUUCGACUCUUUACCGGCUCUUGUUCACUUCUACGUGGGCAGCAAGGCAGCUUUGACCCGGUGGUGUGGAGCUCAGAUUCACCAUCCGGUAAACAGGACGCUGCCUCUCAGCUACCUGGAGACGGCCUUUGGCACUGCCGUCAGCCCGCCUUCCUGCCACAGCGGAGAAGAGAGGGUUUGUCCGAGAAGUCCUUCCUCUCUCCACCACAGGGAGGCAGAUGUGAACAGUGAACAGGACGACCGGCCUCUUUUGACUGCUGGAGAAUCCUCUGUCUCUCUGAACAGCAACACACCACAGUCCAGAAGCCCUAGCAGUAGCCGAGCAACCAGCGUGGCUCCAUCCCCGUCCCUCUCCAGGCGCUUGGAUACCGCCCGACCCCUGCCCUCUCCCAGCAGCACCCUCCACAGACAGUGUGACGACAGACCCCAGCCACAUCUGAACCACGACUCCCCAUCCUCUGAUGCAGGUGGGAGCUGCUACACGGAGCUGUACCCCGGCCCCCAGAGCUAUGUUGAGAGGCUGCGGGCGGAGGAAGGGUCAGUGGGCGUAGAUCCACUAAGGUCGGAGGACGGGAACGUGUACUUCUCGCCUGUAGUGGAGACGGAAUCAUCAUUCAAACCAAGCAGGUACCAGUCGUCGCUGAUGCCCAAGGAGAAUAAGCCUUUGGAGGUGGCCAUCCUGCGGAGGGUGAAGGAGCUGCUGGCCGAGGUCGACCCCAGGACAGCGGCCAAACAUAUCACCAAGGCUGACUGCAUGGUGGCCAGAAUUCUGGAGGUGACUCCGGAGGUGCAAAGGAUGAUGGGAGUCAGUUCUGGCAUGGAGCUGCUCACGUUGCCACAUGGCCAACAGCUGAGACUGGACCUGCUGGAGAGAUUCCAAACCAUGGCCACCAUGUUGGCCGUGGAUGUGUUGGGCUGCACAGGGACGACAGAGGAGAGGGCCGGCCUGCUGCACAAAAUCAUCCAAAUCGCAGCUGAGCUCAAGAGCACCAUGGGCAACAUGUUCGGCUUUGCAGCCGUCAUGAGAGCUUUAGAGCUGCCGCAGGUGUCCCGGCUGGAGCAGACCUGGACGGCGUUACGGCAGCGACACACAGAGGGUGCUAUCCUCUAUGAGAAAACUCUGAGGCCGUUCAUGAAGAGUCUGAACGAUGGGAGAGAAAGCUGUCCACUGUCCAGCACCACCUUCCCACACGUCCUACCCCUCCUGUCUCUGCUGGAGAAGAGUGUGGCGGUUGGUGAGGGGACAGAGCCGUGGGAGACGGUGGAAGUCGGUGUGGACGUGGUCAUGUUCCACCUGGGGGCGGCGAGGACGAUCGCUCAGCUGGGGGGCAUCUACCGCUCCAACGCUGAGAGCAAACUACAAGGUUUCCAGGAGCAAGCGGAGGUCUUGGAGCUCUUCCUCACUGACUUCCAGAUGAGGCUGCUGUGGGGGAGUAGGGGAGCUGAGGAGAGCCAGACUCUACGAUACGCCAAGUUUGACCAGGUGCUGACUGCCUUGUCCAACAGGCUAGAGCCGCCGGUCAGACCGCAGUGACCCCAGAUCAGUUUUUAAUUACUUUGUUUAUCCUGGGUGAGCUCCCUGUCAUGUUCUCAUUCCUGCACGGGACAGUCUGUUGGAUGCUGAGCAGCUCCUGGGGUCUGACGCUUUGCUCCAGAGCAACUGGAAGGUCAUUAAAAAGGAAGAGCAUGAUGGUGCUUCCACUCCAGCCACAAACACACUUCAUAUGCAUCCAGACUCUAGAUAAACCACACUCAAACAGUAUGCCACUUUUGUCGGUCUAGGAUUCAAAUUCCAGGUCAAAAGCACAUCAGCAGGAUGAAUGUUCGCCUGAAAUGUGUUCUCAUACCGGUUCUCAGUACUGUUUAAGUUAUACAACUUAAUCUGAAAGUCAGAGUUGUUGAAUAAAUUGUCAUGUUGACAAGAAUUUGAGUUUCUGGAAGGAACCACCAGAUGCAAUGACAGUGGAGGCACUAGAAGUUUGAGGUAGUACAGCACUGCGGAGGAGAAAAGAUACAAACCAAGGACCCGCAAAAUUUACAGUACUAUGGCACAAACACAGCUCUUGAUUUAGUGUUUUGUUUUGAUUGUUACUCCUCUGCGCUGGCAACAGGCGUGGCCAGAGAUAUUAUGUUUUCGGGUUGUCCCUCUGAUUCUCAUGAGCACAGUAUCUCGAGAACGCCUUAAGGGAAUUUCUUCAAAUUUGGCACAAAUGUCCACUUGGACUCAGCGAUGAACUGAUUAGAUUUUGAUGGUCAAAGGUCAUUGUGACUUUAUUUGUCUCAUUCUUGUAAACGUGAUGUCUCAAGAACAUCUUGAGGGAUUUUUUUUUAUUUGGCACCAUUGUCCACUUUGAGUCAAGGAUGAACUGAUUAGAAUUUGAUGGUCAAAGGUCAAGGUCACUGAGACCUCAUCUGUCACAUUUUUGUGAACGCAGUCUCACAAACACCUUGAGGUAAUUUCCUGAAAUUUGGCAGUUGGACUCAAGGAUGAACGAUAAGAAUUUGGUGUUCAAAGGUCAAGGUCACUGUGACCUUGUGUCUGUGCCCUUCUCAUGAAUGCCUCUAGAGGGCCUUAAAAUGUCCUUGAAUUUGGACAGUGGACAUUUGUGCAGUGUCCAGUUUGACGGUCAAAGGUCAAGGUCACUUAGACCCCAUUUGUUACAUUCUUGUGAACACAGUAUCUGAAGAACACCUUAAGGUCAUUUCUUCAAAUUUGGCACAAACGUCCUCUUGGACUCAAGAAUGAACUGAUUAGGUUUUGAUGUAUAAAGGUCAAGGUCACUGACCUUGUGUCCGUCACAUUCAUUGAGAAGGCCUCAAGAGAGAGAUUUCCUUAAAUUUGGCACAAAUGUCCACUUAGACCUCACAAAACAUAUUUUGGCUGUAACUCUAGAAUUCAUAUGGUAAUCAUGACAAAAUUUCACACAAGUGUCUAACAGGAUAAAAUGAUAAAGUGAUAAUACUGUAUAUCCAAAAGGUCAAAGGUCAGCUUCAAUGUGACAUCACAAAGUUCUGCAGAAACACUUUUAUUUCCAUUACUCAGCGUCAUAUCUCAGGAACAGAAGGGGAAGCAUUUGGUCAGAUACUGAACUGGUGACUAAUCUUGAAACUGACUGUAAAGAUCUUCUGUGCCAUUGGGGGGAAGAUGCGUGUGAAGCAUCCACAUGGUUUUCCCCUACAUGGAUAUAAAUUGUAAAUGAAAGCUGAGUGGUUCAUGGAGGCACACACCUGCAAAGCAGUCAUUUUAGUUUCCCCAUAAACUCAUAUUUUCAUCGACCAUCCUCCUGACAGUCUCAUUUACCACUAUCUGAAUUCUUAACUGAGAACACUUUUAAUGAUUCAAAGUGCCAGUGCCAGAGCCAAAAAUCAGCUUUAUCCUGCCAGCAUCUUUUAUUUAAAGAUUUAUUUUGGCAUUUUUGCUUUAUUUUUGAUAGUAAGACAGAGACAGGAAAGGGAGGACGACAUGCAGUAGGGCCGAGGCUGGACUCAAACUCUGGCCGCUGCAGUAAGGACUCAGCCUUAAUGGUACGCUCUACCCAUUAAGCAGGGGCUCCGGAAUCUUUAAUUUAACAUGAGGACUUCAUCCAUCUCACAAGGAACCAAAAUGUGAACAGAAGAUAUCAGUGUAAAUAUGUGGUACUGUGCCAGGUUCUAUUGUGGUGUGGUACUUCUGUUCUGCAAAAAGAAAAACAGGAAGUUGUUUUCUGUUUCCGUGAAAACAGUGUUGAGGCAAUGUUGCAACUCCACUUCGACAAAAGAGGAAUGAGAUCAAAAUGUCUCAACAGUACUGUCACACUUUAGUAAUGCCCAGAGCAGCACGGUUCACACAAAGGUCAGUUCCAAAUGUGCACACCUGAGAGAAGCUGCCCAUCUACUGUACACAGGUUGGUUAUUCUCCUUUUAGACAAGAUGAUUACAUGACCUUUCAUUAGUGGCAACUGCUACGAUUCAAUUCAGCUAUUUCAAAGCAAACAGAUCACUUUUUUUAGACACAUUCCAAGAACCUUCUUCUCCGUACAUGUCUGACACUAUACGGAGCAAUCACGCAACAGUUCUGUCAGGUUACAUGGUACAGAUUCAAAAUGAUCAACCAUAGAAGAAAUUAAACAUGAUUUCUUUAUUUUAUUUGGUUUACUUUACAGGGACAGCUCACAGCUAUAAACUAAUUUACAUCUGUUGUCACUGGGCAGAAAACAGAAAAUAACAUCUAAGGUCCAGUUUUAAGAUUUAGGGGAUUUACUGGCAUCUAGUGGUGAGGAUUGCAGAUUGCAACCGGUUGAAAUUUCUUCAGGUAAGAAUUCCUUCCUUCAGUGUUCAUUGUUCACCGUUGUGCACCGGGAGCAGAAUUAUCCGCAGGGGUCUCUUCUUGUCAUUGAGGGGCUGUUAACUACAUUGUCUGACGUGAAAACACAAAUGACCCCAUCUAGAGUCAGUGUUUGGUUUGCCCUUUCUGGACUACUGUAGAAACAUGGCAUUGCAACAUGACAAUCUCUGUAGACGAGGACCUGCUCCCUAUGUCGAUAUAAACGUUUCAUUCUAAGGUAACAAAAACACAACAAUUCUUAUUUUCAGGUGAUUAUACACUAAAGAAAACAUACUUCAAUUAUAUUCUAUUUCUACCAAUAUACCCCCUAAAUCGUACACACUGGACCUUUAAGUGAAUUAAAACUGCAAUAUAAAAACACAACUACAAGACAGUACAUAUUCACUGUACAGCAACAAGACGUCACAACAUUAAGACGCAUGAUAACACGUGCAGUAAAGAUAGAUAUACUCAGUAAACCUGAUGAUACAUGCAGUGUGUGUAAUGUGUAAUUUCCCUCACAGUAGUUGGUGAGAUCAGGCUGUGCCUCGGUCUGAUAGAUUAAUGUAUAGAAAUGUUUUCAUGUCUGCCUGAAGGCUGGGCCUUCCCUAAAUCUACACCUGUAUGAACUGUAUGUCAUAUUGUACAGCCCAGUAACAGAAUAACCUUGUAUCUACAUUUCCAUGUUUUUGUAUUAUGUCCAUCAUCAUGUGUUAAUCAGUAGGAUUUUCUAAUUUGACGUUUAUAUUUAAUGUAAUCUUGGUGGAGAUUACUGGUGCUGUAACCAGUGCGGGGGGUCAGUUCAGAACUUUGGUUCAUUUUUAAAACCUUUUUCUUCCUGUUUCCUUCAAAAUAAAAGCUGUACACGUCUUCACAUCAUCACACAUAGUGUAUCUCUCAUUAUCACUGUGAAUUGAAGGUGAACUGAUCCUAACCACAUGAGUACAGCACACAGGUACAGAGCGUUUCUAUUAAUUUAGUAUUAAUGUGUAAUAUUUAUCUGAAAUGUGAAAUAUAAAUAAACAUGUUUACCUCA
Molecule: messenger RNA, 6536 nt
Organism: Epinephelus moara (kelp grouper)
Lineage: Eukaryota; Metazoa; Chordata; Actinopteri; Perciformes; Serranidae
Gene: sh2d3cb
Product: SH2 domain containing 3Cb
Exons: 12
Coding region: 92-2731 (879 amino acids)
Biological process (GO): positive regulation of peptidyl-serine phosphorylation; small GTPase-mediated signal transduction
Molecular function (GO): phosphotyrosine residue binding; guanyl-nucleotide exchange factor activity
Source: RefSeq, a predicted model, not a curated record